Messenger RNA from Drosophila bipectinata, 1139 nucleotides. RefSeq names its product spermatocyte arrest (gene sa). NCBI's taxonomy places the organism in Eukaryota, Metazoa, Arthropoda, Insecta, Diptera, Drosophilidae. Gene Ontology annotation, biological process: transcription initiation at RNA polymerase II promoter. Gene Ontology annotation, cellular component: transcription factor TFIID complex. The record is from RefSeq and is a predicted model, not a curated record. Gene Ontology annotation, molecular function: protein heterodimerization activity.
UGCCUUUGACCUUUCUAGUCACAGUUGAGUUUAAAUCUUUUCACCCAAAAAUGAACAGGUACGACAAGGCUCUUUACGAUGUUGUGGACAGCAUGCUGGCUGCGAGGAAGUGUGUGGUGGAGGACCAGCAGAUACGCCAUCAACUGGUGGAAUUACUGCGAAAUAAGUUGUGCGAAAUCGCCGUUCAGACAACCAAUGGGGCCAACCAUGCCGGUCGCACUUCGGCCUCUUACUUCGAUCUGGAGCGGGCCUUCCGGCUGAUGGGCAUCGAAGCGGGCGACCUGAAGUCUGUGAAGGAAGGCUACCCGCCGGUGAAGGCGGUACGCUGCCCGGCUCCACGCACGCAGCAGCAGAAAAUCUGCAGAGGUCCGAAGCGCAUGCUGACUGCUACUCCUAAGAAGGAAAUGGCCAAACUUUCCUACGUCCCCGACUACUUACCCCCAUUUCCGCCGGCCCACACCUACAAGGGCACUCUGAUGGAAAAGCGCCCGAACAAGACCUAUGUCACGGCUCGUAUUUGCCAGUCCGGGAAUCAACAAGGUCUGAAGAAAGCCCUCAACGGAUUCUUCUUGAACGCGUAUCCGAGCACCCCGAUCUUUCCCAAGUUCGAGGGGGAUACCAAGUUCAAUCUCCUGGAAAUAGGCACGUCGCAGACCCCGCCCUACCUGCGCGCCCUGAAGCCGCGAGACCAAAUCUUUGAAACGGACAUCUACGAGGUCAAGGAGGAGAUCACCCAUGAAUCUCUCAACUGUCCCUUCCUGAUGGAGCCAAAGUUGAAGAGUUCACGCCAAUCCGGCCAACUGGGCUGCGGGGAGGAUGUCGAGAUGCUGCAGCCUCUGAAAAACGUGGAGCUGGAGUCUGACUCGGAAGACGAGGUCGAGGUCGAAAGGACGGAGGCGAAGGAUGGCCAGGACGAGACCGGGACCGAGCCAAAGGAUGGCCUGGCUGAGGACUCCGUUGAGGAGAUUAACUGGCUGCAGCCCGACUGAGGGACUGCGAAUUCCCCGAGUUGCCCGGCAAACUGAAUUAAACUGCAACUCGGAGAUAGCCGGCACACGAAAUGUUUCCAUUACAGAGACUCCACGAAAAAGUGUGAGAAAAAUUAAUUUAUUUCAAUUACAUUUCAUUAAGGACUGCCA